CCGGCGCUGAGCUGCGGGCGGGCGCGGGCGGCGGGACCGCGGCCAGCGUGCGAGAGGCUCGGCGCUCGGGCGCCCGCCAUGGACGUGCUCCCGAUGUGCAGCAUCUUCCAGGAGCUCCAGAUCGUGCACGAGACCGGCUACUUCUCGGCGCUGCCGUCGCUGGAGGAGUACUGGCAACAGACCUGCCUGGAGUUGGAACGCUACCUCCAGAGCGAGCCCUGCUAUGUUUCAGCCUCAGAAAUCAAAUUUGACAGCCAGGAAGAUCUGUGGACCAAAAUCAUUCUGGCUCGGGAGAAAAAGGAGGACUCUGAACUGAAGAUUUCUUCUAGUCCUCCGGAGGAUGCUCUGAUCAGCCCGAGCUUUAGUUACAACUUAGAGACCAACAGCCUGAACUCAGAUGUGAGCAGCGAAUCCUCUGACAGCUCCGAGGAGCUUUCACCCCCUGCCAAGUUUGCCUCUGACCCCAUUGGCGAGGUUUUAGUCAAUUCGGGAAAUCUGAGCUCCUCGGUUACCUCCACGCCUCCGUCUUCUCCAGAACUGAGCAGGGAGCCUUCUCAACUGUGGGGCUGCGUGCCCGGGGAGCUGCCCUCACCGGGGAAGGUGCGCAGUGGGACUUCGGGGAAGCCGGGCGACAAGGGGAGCGGCGACGCCUCCCCUGAUGGCAGGAGGAGGGUGCACAGGUGCCACUUCAACGGCUGCAGAAAAGUUUACACCAAAAGCUCCCACUUGAAAGCGCAUCAGCGCACGCAUACAGGAGAAAAGCCUUACAGAUGCUCAUGGGAAGGGUGUGAGUGGCGUUUUGCAAGAAGUGAUGAGUUAACCAGACACUUCCGAAAGCACACCGGUGCCAAGCCUUUUAAAUGCUCCCACUGUGACAGGUGUUUCUCCAGGUCUGACCACCUGGCCCUGCACAUGAAGAGGCACCUCUGAGGGGACAGAGAGGUGAAUCCUGUGGGCUAAAAGGCUUCCAGGCUGCGAGACGGCCGUGGAAGGAGGGAUGCGUGUUCCAGCCAAAGCAUGCCAUUUUGCACCCUACCCAGCUGCCUCCAGGGCCUCUCCUUGGAAGGUCUUUUGAGGGCUGAACACGUCAUGUGAGAAGCGGCGUGGCACCCGUGGUGCGUGGUGUGUGGGUGACCCUGGACUCGCCACUGGUCCCUGACCUUCGAGUGGCUCCGAAGCCUUUGCCGUGAGCAUGCGCCCUGAGAAUGUCCGUGGUUGGGUUGGCUGAAUGUUGAGGAUCUAUUACUGACUGUAUGAUGAGGCAGACUUUUUUGCCCUUGUGGUAGCAAGACUGCAGGGGACAGAAAAAAAAGUAGUUUGAAUGUUUUGUGUGUGAGGAGUAUACCAUGAGAUGAGGUGACCACCAAUCAUUUCCUGGGGGGGUGUCUGCACCUUAGAAAAAACAAAAACCAACAAACAAAAAAAAAACAAAAAAAACAAAAAAAAAAAGGAGGAAAAACUUGCAGGGUGGGGGAGUGGGAACUCAGGACCCCAGCGUGGCGAGUGGUAUGGUUUGGGGGGCGGGUGCCGCCCCCUUUUCUGUGUGAGAGGAGCCUUUGGUUGUCUGGUGCAGCUACUAAACGUGCAAUGUGUCAAGUAGCUUGUUUUACUUGCUACAACAGAGCUCAUUUGUAACCCAUUGUAUAAGCUGUGUAUUUACAAAUAUAACACAAUGAUAACUUUUCCUUAUAAUACAAGAAGUCUUGCAUGGUCUGGGGAACUACGUGCUUUUCCAUUUUCGAGUCAGGACUGCAACUCUGAUUCCAGGUAACGGGCAGCCGCGAUACCGUUUGUCCGACGCGCUGCCCCGAGCCACCCAGGCCUGGCAACACGCGACGUUUUCCCCUUCGAUUUUGUAAACACUCCCCUUCCAGAAAGGCAUUGUGCAGCAUAGGGUUAUUUUUUAAAUGAUUCUGAAUUUGAAUUAACUUUUUGGAGAAUUUUGUGACGCCCUUUGAAGAAACGAGACACGUGCUCUGAGUGCCCAAAGCCGGGGCAGGGAAUUUGCCGGUCUGAUGUUACAUUAGAUGAAGAACCUAAAAUUUUUCUCGGUUGGGUGGAUACAACCACUAAUGCUUAGAAACUGUUUUCUCAUGCAGCUAUGUUUCUCUUAUUUAUGCCUUGAGGACUAAUUUCUGGUUUUCUAGCUGUUAAUGCACUGUUCAUCUUCAUAAUGGUGCCUUACGCAAGUGACCCCUGACUCGGGGUCUCACACAGGGGUGUGGGUGAUGCAUGCUUUAUUAAGGCUCUUUUGUCACCUGGCAUUGUACUGUAUCAGUGUAUAAUACAGUCAAAAAAAAAAAAUCUCCUUAAGGUCCUCCUUCACAAACAGUUGAAAACUCCCUUAUAAACAUGUCAGUAUUUGUUCGAUAUUUUAGACAACUUGACUGUCAGUGUUACAAUGGAAAACACAUGAUCAUGGAAAAAUCUGACCAAUUCUGCCACCUUGAGACUGUCAUGUAGACCUUGCACAACAAUUGUAUAGAUCACACACCGGCUGUAUUUAAUAUGUAAUAGUUUCACACAUAUUAAAGAUACAGAAGUAUAAGAAAAAACAAACCCAAUGUUAAUGUAUUUGCUUAAAAGGCACAAGUUUCACAUAUCUAUCUAGUUAUCUGUUGGUAAUACAGAAAGUAUACUACUUUUUUUUUAAAAAGUGGGCGGAAUUCUUGUGUGUGUAUAUUUGUGUGUAUAGUAUGUGUAUGUGUGUAUAUAUAUAUUAUAUAUAUAUAGAUAAUAUAUAAAUAUUUUUUUUAAGGAGAAACUAGAAUGUUUAGCUAGAAAAUUCCACAGCCUGUGAAGAAAUAUUUCAAAAUGGCCAUAAAGGAGGUGAAGAUGAAAACUAUAAUCUAACUUUUAUAGAGGCUUUAUCUUUAGUUUAGCGAUUUGCUGAAGACUUUCUCGGCCAUUCCACACUGCCAGGUUUGCCCCGCAUUUUUGGCAGCUGUGGAAUAGACCUGUGGCCACUGGGAAGUGGCCGGAACAGAAUCCUGGAAGCCCAGCUGGACUCGGACACACUAAGGUUUUGAUUUGAAUUUCAGCCUUAUUAGAAGAUCUAACCUAAGAGUAAGCUAAUCACAGGGAGUCUUUUUUAGAACACUUUUUAUGCAGAUGAAGCUAUUUUUUCCAGCAUGUAGAUUCUUCCAGUUUUUCCAAGGAGUAAUUUCCCCAAAUUGGCAUACCACAGCACGGACAGCUGAUCCUUCGCAGCUGCUGCCGUGUGGGUGCGGAUCUUUCUUUAUAUAUAUAUAUAUAUGCAUAUAUAUAUACACAUGUGAGUCUGCCGGGUUGGUAUUUUGUUUGAUCUUCCUGGAAAUGAGCAGUGAUGAAAGCUCACAUAACUGUUUUUUUUGUUUUUUGUUUUUCUUUUUUUUUUUUUAAAUCUGGGCUGAUGAAUACAUUUACCUAAAAAACUCAUUUCAUUUUGCUUAGGGGGAAAAUGCACUUUUCUUUUGGCAAUUCAGAAUCCAGGCACUUGAUUUGCUGCGUUUUGGAAAACUCCUUUUUUGGCCCUGCCGUGUGCUUAGCCAUAACAAUUCCAUUAAGCAAGAAGGUAAACAAAAGACAAAAAAAAAAAAAACUUGCACUGGCUUGCCUCACUUACGAAACACCCUCAGAGCUCUCUGGCUGGGUGAGGCCGCCUGCGAUUUUCACAACGCGCGAGUACACAGAGAAGUACAUUCUGUUCAGGUGAUGACUGAGCCUCAAUCAAGCAGAAACUUUUUGCUUGAAAUUUAAAAAAAAAAAAAAUUUCUAUUAGUGAAAUUUCUUUCUUUUUCUUUCUUUCUUCCUUUCUUUCUUUUUUUUGGAAGCACCCUGUUAUCUAAAGAAUCUUUGUAAGAUUUUUGUAAAAUUUUGUUUUACAAGAUUUUAUUUGAAAUUGUUUUUUGCAAGAUUGUUAUAUUUCUGUAUGAAUGUAUUUUUUAUUGGAAUAACAUAAAAGAAUUCUUAUCAGCA
This is a messenger RNA of Lemur catta (Ring-tailed lemur), 3957 nucleotides long. It is a transcript of the gene KLF6, whose product is annotated as Kruppel like factor 6. The transcript is spliced from 4 exons. NCBI's taxonomy places the organism in Eukaryota, Metazoa, Chordata, Mammalia, Primates, Lemuridae. Gene Ontology annotation, biological process: regulation of transcription by RNA polymerase II. The record is from RefSeq and is a predicted model, not a curated record. The coding region runs from base 79 to 930 and encodes 283 amino acids. Gene Ontology annotation, molecular function: RNA polymerase II cis-regulatory region sequence-specific DNA binding; DNA-binding transcription factor activity, RNA polymerase II-specific.